Molecule: messenger RNA, 2046 nt
Organism: Clupea harengus (Atlantic herring)
Lineage: Eukaryota; Metazoa; Chordata; Actinopteri; Clupeiformes; Clupeidae
Product: small integral membrane protein 28
Source: RefSeq, a predicted model, not a curated record
CUGACAGCAAAACAAAGCCAUCCGCUCGCUCUUCUCCACAUACUCAACAGAUGUUCGUCAUAAUCACACUGUUCCUCGAGGUUCGAGUGAACCUGACUGCCACACACACUUGCACACUUACGUACACACAUAAACAUACACGCUCAGUGUUUUGCACAGCUGUCAUGGUUAUAAAUAGAGUUCCAGAAGUGCGUUACACGCGUGCUUGAUUUGUUUUAUUAAGAACUGCGCCCCUAUAAGGUGGCACGGUCGGCUUCGAACCCCGAUACUCACGGCUCGCUUGCAUCCACGGCGCUGUACGCCAUGAAAUAUAGGCCAAAUCCAGAUGCACGCAGCUGUGUAAAUCCCCGUCGUGAAAAUUGCCUAGCGGGUUUUUUUUUCCCGCCCAUGUCAUUGGCCGCCGGCUGGCCUGAAUACUGGUGGAUCUGCAUGUGUGAGCAUGUGAGUUGCCACUUAUCACGCCAUCUCCCCUCCCUCUCGAAUACAGUCGUCUCCCAGUCGUUUGUCCGGCAUUUUCAUAAGCCGGUGGAUGGUGUUAUUUUUUCCCCUCUUUCUCACACGGUCUGCUCACAUCAGUCCACACGGCCAGUCGUGACUCCGCGCUCUCGCCCUCCCCGAAGUCAUUCCAACCGUCUCUGCCACGGCACUGACAGGCACCUGCACCAUGCGCACACUGAAAGACAGCAGUUGGAUGAAGUUUGGGCCGGCCGGCCGGGGAACCUACGACUGGGUGACGGGGGCUCCGUCGCCCCCAUCUCUGGAGAAGCAACUCCAGGGUUACCACUGGAAUGAGCUCUCCAACAAUGAGGACACCAAGUCAGAACUGAUCCUCUACAUCGCCCUAUCGGCCACGACCCUCCUCGCUUUCUGCUUCUUGUGUUUCCUUCUCUUCCGGAGGUGUUCGCAGAGCAAGCUGAGCCUAUCUAACAUCAUCGCGCUGGACUUCCAGGACGCUGAGAGCGGCGUCGAGAUCCUCUCCUCGUUGACCAGUAGGUGCGAGAGGCUUCCGAGCACCAGCUCCGACGUGUCCGAAGGAGUCUUCCUCAUGGUGUACCUCCCGCCGCCCUACGAGGACACGCUCACCAAGAUCACCCGCGCAGCAAGCCUCACCAGCUCCAAAGACGUUGAGUCGAUGAAGAUAGAAGACCUGGAGGCCAAGUUGUGCCCGGAGAUCAAAUCUAGCGGGCGCUAUGUGUGACUGAUGGGCUGGCGGUCAAAUUAGACAUUCAACCGCUAAUUUCAAUUAAGAUUUGUGUCAAUCUACAUGUAUUUUUCACAGAUUAAUGCCCACCUGUCGUUAUGUAACGUGAACACAAAAGGAGAACGAACUGUGCUAGGCAAAGGGAUUCCAACAGCAGUAAUUUAUGGCGCUGGAAACCACACGGCUAUCUCUGGAUUACUUGUAAGCCAUCCGAGCAGCUAAAAGAUGUUGCUCUUGGUGAUUAUGCCACUGGAACGCUCACACUCAGGAGAAUGGUCUACCAUGCAGACUCACCAUGGUAUGAGAUCCAAGGAAGCAAGACUGUAGGACGUUGGGUUAGAUAAGCAGUCAGCGCAGAGGAUCAAUUUAUGGACGUGUAACACCAUAUACAAAAUGCAUUUGGUCUAAAAUAAUCCUUUAAGUCUAGAUGUCACAUUUCCCCCUUCUUUGAUUCAGGCCUGUGGCUUGUCUGGUUCAGAGGGAACUAAAUGUGAGAGGGGAGGCGAUGUAAGUGGAAGUUAGCUAUACCCGAGGUGUAAUGACACUUCUUCGUUUCAUUUUUACUUCAUGUUUCCCUUUCACGCGUAUCUAUCUCUCUAUCUUUCUAUCUAUCUAUCUAUCUAUGUAUAUCUAUCUUUCUAUCUCUCUAUUACUCUCUCUCUCUCUCUUUCUCUAUCUAUCUAUCAAAAUUGACUUUGAGUAUGAUCACAUUAUAUCAUCCUUUGAUCCUUUCUAAUUACUCUAUUAAAUAACCUGUCUGAUAAAAUUGAUUGUAACAUUGAUUGUAAUACCGAUACAAUGAAUUAAAAAAUCCUUUUAUUAAAGGAUUCUUUUGAUUCACAUAA